Arabidopsis arenosa is the source of this 1315-nucleotide messenger RNA. Lineage: Eukaryota; Viridiplantae; Streptophyta; Magnoliopsida; Brassicales; Brassicaceae. The record is from the annotation of a GenBank genome assembly.
AGAAUAAUAAAGAGAAGAAGCAAAACGACAUAGUUUUUGAUAGAGACAUAGAACAACAAUAUUCUCUUCUCUGUUUGAUCUUUUCUCUGUUCUUUGAUCCGACCAUCAAUGGAUAGAUACGACAUCUUAAGAGAUCUUGGUUCCGGUAACUUUGGAGUUGCUAAGCUUGUCAGAGAGAAAGCCAACGGAGAGUUUUAUGCCGUUAAAUACAUCGAAAGAGGCCUUAAGAUUGAUGAACAUGUUCAGAGAGAGAUCAUAAACCACAGAGACUUGAAGCAUCCUAAUAUCAUCAGAUUUAAAGAGGUUUUUGUAACACCAACACAUCUUGCCAUAGUAAUGGAGUAUGCAGCUGGUGGUGAACUUUUUGAAAGAAUUUGCAAUGCCGGUAGAUUCAGCGAAGACGAAGCAAGAUAUUAUUUCAAACAACUUAUCUCGGGAGUUAGCUAUUGUCACGCUAUGCAAAUAUGUCACAGAGACCUUAAGCUCGAGAAUACACUCUUAGACGGGAGCCCGUCUUCGCAGCUCAAAAUAUGCGAUUUUGGAUACUCGAAGUCAUCAGUUUUACACUCUCAGCCAAAAUCCACCGUGGGAACGCCAGCUUACGUUGCUCCGGAAGUUUUGUCCCGGAAAGAAUAUAAUGGAAAGAUUGCAGAUGUGUGGUCGUGUGGGGUGACCUUAUAUGUAAUGUUAGUUGGUGCUUAUCCCUUUGAAGAUCCCGAAGAUCCAAGAAACAUUAGAAAUACCAUUCAGAGGAUAUUAAGUGUACAUUACACCAUACCGGACUACGUCAGGAUUUCCUCCGAGUGCAAGCAUCUCUUAUCUCGUAUCUUCGUGGCUGACCCUGAUAAGAGAAUAACUGUACCGGAAAUCGAAAAGCACCCGUGGUUCUUGAAGGAUCCUCUAAUUGUACCGCCGGAGGAGGAGAAAUGCGAUAAUGGAGUGGAAGAUGAAGAAGAAGCAGAAGAGAAGUGUCGACAGAGUGUUGAAGAGAUAGUGAAGAUAAUAGAGGAAGCAAGAAAAGGAGUGAAUGGUAUGAAUAAUAAUGGUGGAUUAGGGUUAAUAGAUGGGAGCAUUGAUCUUGAUGAUAUUGAUGAUGCUGAUAUUUAUGAUGAUGUUGAUGAUGAUGAAGAGAGAAAUGGUGAUUUUGUAUGUGCUCUAUGAUUUCAUAUACAUGCAUUCAUGUGUGUAUGUCCAUGCAUAUGUUUUAUUUGUAUGCCGCUUGAGAAUUAUAUUCGAUGAUCUUGUGUUGCAUGUUUGUAUAAUUAAGUGGGAAUAAUUCACCUCUAAUCAAGUUAAAUAAAGUAUAAGAUUUGUG